Cercocebus atys (sooty mangabey) is the source of this 4417-nucleotide messenger RNA. RefSeq names its product leucine rich repeat containing 6 (gene DNAAF11). Gene Ontology annotation, molecular function: protein binding. Gene Ontology annotation, biological process: outer dynein arm assembly. The transcript is spliced from 12 exons. The record is from RefSeq and is a predicted model, not a curated record. Bases 2660 to 4060 code for a protein of 466 amino acids. Gene Ontology annotation, cellular component: cytoplasm. NCBI's taxonomy places the organism in Eukaryota, Metazoa, Chordata, Mammalia, Primates, Cercopithecidae.
GGUCUCCACUUUCAAGACGGUGCCUCAUUGCUGCAUUCUUCUGAGGAAAGGAGCCCUCUGUCCUCACAUGACAGGAGGGAUAGAAAAGGCGAAAAGGGGUGAACUCCAUUUGGCUAGCCCUUUUAUAAGGGCAUCUAAUCCUAUUCAUGAGGGUGGAGCCCCUACAACUCAAUCACCUCCUUAAGGCCAUGCCUCUUGAUACUGCGACACAGGGGAUUAAAUUUCAACAUGAAUUUUGGAAGGGACAAAAACAUUCAAACCACGGCAGCCCCUUUGACAACUAGAGAGUUUAAGAGUAAGAUUGAAAGUUCAAGAGUGAUGAGAAAGAAAAUAAACUUUCCAUCUGAGGAAUGGGAGCCCCCUUUAAAUUAUCAGGCCCAGAGAGGCACUGAAAUGUGACAGCAGUCAAGUUCCAGUCAAGUUCCAAUCCCAUUAAGCUAAGUAAUUGUUUCAAAGUUGCCUGCCAUAAUGUCUCUAGACUGAGUGUUGCCACCGAUGGCUAUAAAUUAACCUAACAAUGCUGUACACUGGACAUCAUAACUCACUCCCCAUAGUUUAACAACGUACAGCCAAUAACUAAUCAAUGUUAUUUCUGUAAACAAGUGAGAAUUCCUAACAAGCAACUUUCGUUGUUACCCCUCUCCUGAUUAGUCCUUUCUUCUUUAAAACUGGAACGUCAACUUUGUUCCGCAGAGCACUUCCCAGGGUUUCCCAGGCUUCAGUCCUCAACCUUGGCCCAAAUAAAACUCCCUACCUAUAUUAAUUUUACCUCAGUUUCUUUUUUUAGGUCAACAAUGAGUAGGUCUGAGAAUGAGGAUAGAAGCUUAGAGCCAACAUAUCAAACACCUGGGUUGCAAUUGCUCUUGAGAACUCUCUACGGUCUGGAGUGGCUCCCUUUGUCUCCUGAUCCAGAGGCUGAGAUCCUUUUUUUUUAUUAUUUUUUAAAAUUUUUGUUAAGAGACAUAGUUUCUUUGUGUUACCCAAGCUAGAGAGCAAUGGCACAAUCCUAGUUCACUGCAAGCUGAAAUCCUUUAUAGUAGGCCUGACCUCAUGGCUCUGUCAGCUUAAAAACUAACCUUUCUACCCAGUAGCAGCUUCCUUCCAGAAGCUAGAUCCUUUUUAGCCUUGAUGAACCCCUUGUUGUUAAAAUGCACAAUUCAAGCACAGGCGUAUCUGCUAAACUUGCCUGCUGCUCAUAGCAUUUUAUCUCCUUUGUGAGUAAUCAGACAUCAGCACUCAGACCUGUCAGUGGCACAGCCACGGAUGUUUACCCAUAUUGUCAUCUUCAUGUGGAAAUAGAGAAGUUGCAGCUUUCGAAGGUGAAGUCAUCUGUCUGAUGCCACACAGUAAUAAAUCUGUAUAUUUAAUCUAUGUUUCCAAUGCCAGAGCUAAUACUGUUCACCUCACACUAACCUGCUUUCAGAAAAAUAAUAGUGGAUGUCAGGCAAGUUUAUAGUUUGAGUGCCUUUUGGCCUCCUUGGAAAUCCAAAUAUUUCACUCCUUAGAAAUCCAAAUAUUCAGGGAAAUAGUGCCUGAAAUCCCACUCUUCCAGUUCAAUUCCUUUGGCCUGGCAUUUAAGGCCCCCAUUACCCCCGAUCUAAACUCUCAUUCUUACUGUUUGAAGAUCUCUUCUAUCUAGCUCUCUUUAUUGUCAAACUAAUGUGUCUGCUUCCCCCCAUCACCUCACUCUGUUAGACUUUCCUGCCUCUCUGUCCAAGUUCAUGAACUUGUCUCUACCUGGCAAACUCUAAUAAUUGCCAGCUGUAAAUGCUUAACAGCUAUUUGCUAGAAAAAUUAAUUUCUUUGCACUCAGCAUUGCUCUAGGAAUCUUCUUUUAAAAUGCAAACAUAAUACACAUAUCAAGAUAAGAAGCACGCACUCCAUACUGUUUACGACGACUUUUGGAGAAGGGUCUGGGGAAACGUGAGGGGAGUGUGGGGCUGUAGGAGAUAUACUUCCUACAUUUUACAAUUAAGAGAGUGGAGAAUAGGGAAAUUGAUGGAGGGGGUAAUGGGUGGCGUUUAUGGAAAACUUGUUAGCCGGAAAUGGGUGUUGGGGAGUGACUUUAAAAAACUGGACUAUGACAAUGACAACGAACCUUUAUAGUGAGCCUGUUGUUUUUAUAGUGUCCUUCCUUCGUUCAAAUUAUCUAAAGCUUCACAGUGAUCCUCUUAGCUUAUUACUUCUCAUCUUACAGACGUGGAAACUGAGGAGAAGUAAGUGUAAGGUCACGCCGCUGGUAGAGUAGAGGGCGAAAUCCAGAUCUCUUGGCUCUGGAAGCUUGAAAUCAAACACAAAAAGGAAAAAAUCAAAGGCGGUCUGGAAGGCACAGGAAAGAGGAGCGUCCUGAUUCUUUGUUCAGUCUGGACCAGUGGGAGAGGGAAGCAGUCUGUGGCAAGUCGGAGGUGGGACGAGGACGAAGACUGGGUUUGGGUUGGAGAGCCCCUGUCUGCUGAGACCCUUCACUGCAGUCUCCUCCGCUUGCUUCGCGGAGCUCAGGAAACGCGGCGUGUCUUGGCCCCGCGCGGCCGCCGUAGAGUCCCCGUUGCCAUGACUCCUGAAUUCCAAUGGCGACGCACUGAGGAGUGGAGGUGACGGGUGAAAAGCGUCCUUCGGGGUCCGGGUCCGGCUUGCGGGGCCAGCGAACUGGAGAGGCGCCAUGGGCUGGAUCACAGAAGAUCUUAUUAGACGGAAUGCUGAACACAAUGACUGUGUCAUUUUUUCCCUGGAGGAACUCUCCUUGCAUCAGCAAGAAAUAGAAAGACUAGAACACAUUGAUAAAUGGUGCCGAGAUUUAAAAAUUCUCUAUCUUCAAAAUAAUCUUAUUGGGAAAAUUGAAAAUGUUAGCAAACUCAAGAAACUUGAAUAUUUGAAUUUAGCUUUAAACAACAUUGAAAAAAUAGAAAACUUGGAAGGAUGCGAAGAGCUGGCAAAACUUGACUUGACUGUAAAUUUCAUUGGAGAGCUGAGCAGCAUUAAAACCUUGAAGCACAAUAUCCAUCUGAAGGAGCUCUUUCUCAUGGGGAACCCAUGUGCUUUCUUUGACCACUAUAGAGAGUUCGUGGUAGCAACUCUUCCACAAUUAAAGUGGUUGGAUGGUAAAGAAAUAGAGCCUUCAGAAAGGAUUAAGGCAUUGCAGGAGUAUUCAGUAAUUGAACCACAAAUCAGAGAGCAGGAAAAAGAUCACUGUCUUAAACGAGCCAAACUCAAGGAAGAGGCUCAGAGGAAACACCAAGAAGAGGAUAAAAAUGAAGACAAGAGAAGUAAUGCAGGCUUUGAUGGACGUUGGUACACAGACAUCAAUGCUACUCUUUCCUCUUCAGAGAGCAAAGACCACCUACAGGCACCAGACACAGAGGAACACAACACGAAGAAAUUAGACAACAGUGAAGAUGACUUGGAAUUCUGGAAUAAGCCCUGCUUGUUUACUCCUGAAUCGAGAUUGGAAACUCUUAGACACAUGGAAAAACAACGGAAAAAUCAGGAAAAAUUAAGUGAAAGAAAGAAGAAAGUGAAACCACCCAGGACUUUGAUCACUGAAGAUGGGAAAGCCCUAAAUGUAAAUGAGCCCAAAAUUGACUUCUCUUUGAAAGACAAUGAAAAGCAGAUCAUCCUGGACCUUGCUGUCUAUAGGUAUAUGGAUACCUCUUUAAUCAAUGUUGAUGUGCAACCAACUUACGUGCGAGUAAUGAUCAAGGGAAAGCCAUUUCAGCUUGUCCUUCCUGCAGAAGUGAAACCCGAUAGUAGUUCUGCUAAAAGAUCUCAGACAACAGGUCAUUUGGUCAUCUGCAUGCCCAAGGUAGGAGAAGUAAUCACAGGUGGUCAACGAGCAUUCACAUCUGUGAAAACUACCUCGGACAGGAGCAGAGAACACAUAAACACAAGAAGCAAGCACAUGGAGAAACUAGAAGUAGAUCCUAGCAAGCACUCAUUCCCUGAUGUGACUAACAUAGUUCAAGAGAAAAAACACACACCCGGAAGACGACCUGAACCCAAAAUUCUACCAAGCGAGGAAGACCCAACCUUUGAAGACAACCCUGAAGUGCCUCCGCUGAUUUGAACUAUCUGGCUGCAUUGCCACUGGCUGAGACCCACCAGGUCCAGUUUUGGUUGGUGUAGAGACCACAUGCAUAUUAUUCCUGGGAUUCACACAGAGUUAUUUGUCAAUAUUGCUACUCCAGUGUUUUAACUUACUUUGCAUAGUAAUAUCCUUAAGCUAGCUUAAAAUUAAAAUGUAUGUCUUAAAUGCUAUAACUCAUCAUUUGCCUAUAAUAAAGGGUUGGUAUUGAAAAUGUUUAGUAAGAUCAUAGAACUAUUGCAUAAAACAUUGAUUAUAAAUCCCAAAAUUGUCUACUUAUACAAAGUAUUAAUUCAUAGAUAAAAGGACUGAGUAUUAAAUUGGUACUUCAGCAAAUUG